CAACUUAGGCAAUACCACGAAUAAAAAAAUCGAAAUAAAUAUUACCAACAUACAAAAAACUAUCGAAUGCAAUAAAAUAAUCGUAUUUUUAUGAUAUGAAAUAAAUUAUUAUUAAUUAAAAGUAUAAAAAAUAUGCGCUUAAUAACAACGCAGCGCUAGUGCAAUAUUUUUCCAACAAUACAUAAAUGAAGGGAAAAAUUCAAAAACGUGAAUGAAACCAAAAUAAAAUAUUACAUAAAUAAAGUGCCGACAGUGUUUUCGAAAAGAAAUUAGUGAAUUAUUUUUAACCCGUGUGUGAUAUUUACAAACAAUUCAAUAUGAGUGGUUAUAUUAUUAAGCAACCGCCACUCACAGCGCUGGCACAUCCCCGAAAUAAAAGUGCAAAUAAUUUACAAACAACAACAACAAGCAACUCUGCAGUACUUCGUCUGUUUUCCUUCACAAGUUUAGUGCUGCUGUUUUGCUGCAGCAUUUCGUACAUUCCACAAAGCGACGCCUUCAAUCUGGAGAAUCGUUUGCCAAUAGUCAAAUAUGGACCACAUGCGAACUCUUAUUUUGGCUAUUCCAUAGCAACGCAUACGGUGGGCGAAUUCAAUUGGCCGAAUAAUACAAAAUGGCUAUUAGUUGGUGCUCCAUUGGAUAAAAAUCUCCAGCCUGGUACAAAUCAAACUGGCGCGCUAUAUCGUUGCCCGAUUACACAGACGCUGAACGACUGUGAACAGAUCAUAACCGAUGGGCGAAGAUCGCCCUAUGGUCUUUAUGAACCUACAUACGAUAGCGAUAGCGAUAUUGAGGAACUACAGGAACCAUCCAACGAUGAAAUCAAGGAGGGUCAAUGGCUGGGCGUGACGGUGCGUUCACAAGGACUUGGCGGAAAGGUGCUCGUGUGCGCGCAUCGUUACAUCAGCAAAUUGAUGGAGAAUCGCUUUGGUCAAGGGCUCUGCUAUGUAUUGAACAACGAUUUGACCUUUGAUGAAGCAUAUGAGCCGUGUAAAGGUCGCACUGUGGCAAGAGAACACGAAGACUACGGCUUUUGUCAGGUGGGCACUUCAGGCGCACUGCUGGAUGACAACACUAUGGUGCUGGGCUCCCCAGGACCCUUUACAUGGCGUGGCACUGUUUUCGUUACGGAAAUUGGUGGUGAAUAUUUGGAGCGCGAUAAGACCAUGUACUAUGGCGAUCAUUUGGAAAAUACAUCACCGGUGGACAAGUACAGUUAUUUGGGCAUGGCUGUCACUGGUGGACGUUACUUUGGCGAUCGUAUGUCUUACGCCGCUGGUGCGCCACGUUCCAAUGGACACGGACAAGUGGUGAUCUUUAACAAAGCUAAUACCAAUCCCAUACCGGUGCAAAUGAUACUCGAGGGUGAACAAUUCGGCUCGAGCUUCGGUUACGAACUCACCACCGCCGAUAUUAAUGGCGAUCAGAAACCGGAUCUCAUCAUUGCCGCACCAUUCUAUUUUAAUAAGUCCGAAGGUGGCGCAGUGUAUAUCUACCAAAACGGUAAAGACAUGCUGCCAGAGAAAGCGACACUAAAACUGACCGGCACUAUGGAAAGUCACUUUGGUCUGGCGCUCGCCAACAUUGGUGAUAUCAACAAGGAUAGAUGUGAAGACUUGGCGGUGGGUGCACCAUACGAAGGUGAUGGUGUGGUGUAUAUAUAUUUGGGUUCCCUUACCGGUUUGGUUAGUAAGCCGGCGCAAAGAAUACAAGCUUCAGAUCUCGGCUUAUUGCCACAUCCGUUGCAUACAUUCGGCAGUUCGAUAAGUGGUGGCACCGAUUUGGACGGUAACUCAUAUCCGGAUAUAGCUGUCGGCGCCUACAACUCUUCGGCUGUGGUUAUGCUACUCUCACGACCCAUCAUCAAUAUACAGACGACAGCGCGCAGCAAUGAAUUGCGGAAUAUUGAUCCGGCGAAACCAGGUUGCUUACACGAUGCGUCAACGAACCUCACCUGUUUCACCUUCGAAGCUUGCUGUUCCAUUGAACUCUAUGAACCGUCAUCGGCAAAUAAGGAUUUGCGUCUAUUGUACACAGUCGAAGCGGAAACCUUUGGGGGGAAUAAGAAAUUCUCGCGUGUAUUUUUCGAACGCGAAAAUAAGCGCAGCAAUGUGGUGAAACGUGAAGUUACCGUGCGUACCAAUGGAAAACAGACUUGUCAGCAAGUAACGGGCUAUAUCAAAGAGAAUACCAAAGAUAUACAGAGUCCCAUCAAGUUCCGUUUGAAUUAUACGAUUGUGGAACCAACUUUACCACGUUCCGGUUUGGAACUAUUGAAUCCAAUCUUGGAUCAAACGCAGGCUUUCGCCGAGUUCGAAGGUACAUUCCAAAAGGAUUGCGGUGAUGAUGAUAUUUGUGAGAGUAAUCUCAUAUUGAACGCGGAAUUGGAUUUGAAAAUGGAAAAUGACAAUUACGCUUUGAUAUUGGGCGAGAAGAAUGAGACGCGCGUCAAUGUGAACGUUUUGAACAAGGCGGAUUCAGCAUAUGAGACACAGUUGUUUGUGGUGCAUCAAAAGAGUGUCUCAUACAUUGCCGCCUCACGUACGAACUCUGUAACUUGCAAUCGUUUCAACGACACCGUGGUUGCAUGUAGUCUUGGUAACCCGAUGAAGCGCAACACGGCGCUUUACAUCUCACUGCGUUUCGAUCCCAGCGGUUUGGAGAAUAACGAGCGCAAGCUCAGUUUUCACGUCUUCGUCAAUACGACGUCGCGACAUAUUGGCGAGGAGAAACCCGAUAAAGAGUUGGAAGUGCGUGUGGUGAAACGCGCUGGAUUAAGUCUUUAUGGCUUGGAAAAACCCGAACAGAGCUUCUACAGUGGCGAAGUGAAGAAGGACAGCAAGGUUAUGCAAAUGGAGGAUGUCGGAUCGCCGGUGAUGCACACAUACACGAUCUACAACGAAGGUCCCUGGAAGGCGCCUAAGGCCGUACUCACCAUCUACUGGCCACAUCAGCUGACCAGUGAGAAGAGUAAAAAAGACAAAUGGUUGCUCUACCUCGAGGCCAUGCCUAUUGUGGAGAAUGCCGAACUCAGCGAAUGUUUCGUGGCACCCGAACAUAUAAAUCCGCUCAAACUCACAUCGAAAACGAAACCAAACGAGUUAUUAAGCACAUUGCAAAUGGCACCGGCACCCUAUAUGAUGCGUCCGCUCAAUAAAACUCAAUACUUUAACCGUUACAGCACAUAUAGUGAGAAGAGUGUCUACAAAAAGCAAAAGCCCACAGAACGUCCGGGUCUACACGACGAGGACGAUGACGACGAAGAAGGACGGUAUUUAAAUCGUGUGCGCCGCAACACAUUCGAACGUAUCAUACGACCCGAACGCUUCAUGGACAUCGGUGGCGAACACACAAGUCGUAAACGUGACAUAGUCGAGUUGGAUUGUGAGCUGGCGACGGCGUCUUGUGUGAAAAUCCAAUGUGAAAUCUACAAUAUUGAACCGCUCACCGAGGCGUACGUGCAUAUACGUGCGCGUCUGUGGAACUCAACGCUCGUUUCCGAGUACCCACGCGCCGAUCUGGUGCGUAUCUCAUCGAGAGCGCAUGUCAAAAUACCGCUCGAAUAUUCCGUGGAACAUACGGAAAAAGAUAUUGUGCUGGACACACGCGCUUAUCCCGAACUGUUGGAUCGCGAGCGCGAGCAGCCGACAUCCAUUUGGGUGUACAUUGUGGCCAUCAUUUGUGGUCUGAUCGUGCUGGCUGUGGUCGUACUCGUGCUCUGGCAUAUCGGUUUCUUCAAGCGUCGACGUCCGGAUCCCACGCUAAGCGGCAAUCUGGUGAAGAGCGAAGAGAAGCCAUUCUUGAAUGACGCAACGAGUAAUGGUCGUGGCUUCUAACAAGAGGGGACAGUCGGGUGGGAUAUCGCGCAGCGUGCGCCUCCUAAAGUACAACAAACAUGCUGUCUAACACUGAAGCAGCACCGCGUUGAACCCGCAGUGAUCUUCAGCACCGAAACCGCUAACAAUAACAACAAUGCUUGCUACAGCAACAAUAAUAACAAUAACUAUAACCCGGUUGGUUAUGGUAGUGCCAGCUAUAAGCAUUCUUGGAGUGGUAAUGGCCAAACGGAUGUGGCGGUCAUCGAUUGGGGCACACAUUGGUAGUGUAGGGGGUGAUGUGCUAGUGUUUGUGUUAGGGGUUGACAAAGCGUUAUGCGUCGUCUUAUACAAUAUAUUAUAUAAAAUACACAUUUUUCUAGGGUGGUAAAUGUCUGUGCCAUUUUACUUAAUUUAGGCAUACAUAUGUAUAAAAUAAAUAAAUAAGUUAGCGGUUCAAUGUAGAGCGUUUUUACAAAAUACGGAAUAUAGUAAGUGUAGCUAUUUGCUGCUUUCGCUGUUCUUGAUGAUUUGUGUAGCAGCAAAUGGCGUUAAAAUUUGCAUUUAAUGCACGGCAUAUUGUUUAAAUUUAGUAUUAGGUUUUGAAAAGGCCUUACUUGUGUAGGAUUUAAAAUUUAAGAGUUGCGUAAAGUUCACUAGCACAAUUGCUAGACAAGCAAGUUCAAAAAAAUAAAUAAAUAAAAAAUAAAAAAUAAAAAAAAAUUUAUUUUAAAUGUAUUAGCAAUAAAAUUACUUUUGAGAAAACCGCAACGCCAUUAAUUACACAGUCACACAAAAAAAACAUUCGUUCUGACCUGCGGGUCUUACUCUGUGUACCUUAUGUAACAAAUUAAUUUAUUUUUAAAAUGUGCCCGCCAUAUUUGAUUCGCCAUUUUGCGUUACCGAAAAGUAAUGCGAAAGCCCCCGAAUUUGUCAAUAAAUCUUAGUCCAACGAAUUAAAAAAAAAAAUCCGCCAUAUUGGAUCCCUAUUCAUAAUUCGUGACUCCGAAUAACGGGGAUGCGCCAUUUUGAAUAUUGAAAAACCGACACCGGGUUCAUAAUCCGUGAUCCCGAAAACCCCCAAAUAACGAGUUCCAAGCGAAACUGAUGAAUUAAAAAAAAAUUUACGCCAUAUUUGAUCCGCCAUUUUGAAUUUUCGAAAAGUUACGGGAAGCACCGCAAUUGUUCAACCCAUUUCAAUCCAAUGAAUUUUUCAAAGAAGCGUCCGACAUUUUAAAUAACGAAAAACCGACACUGGAAUCGUUAUCUGUGAUCCCGGAAAGACCCGAGUAGCGAGUUUCAAGCAAAUCCGAUGAAAUUUAGAAACGCUGUCCACCAUAUUGGUUUUUGGGGUUAUGUCAAAUAAGUGAUCUGAUGGGGUUAAAUGGAUUCAGUGACCCCAAAAACAUAAGUUACACAUAGUAAGACCUUCAGGUCAGAAUAAUUUUUUUUUUCGUGUGGCUGUGAAAUUUUAACCGUUUUUAGUAUACAUUUUUAUUUAUUUUUGUAACUUUUUUUAUAAAUAAGUUUCUAAAGAUGUAAUUAUUUAAGAGCACACAACCGGAAACCAAUAUUUUUUUGCAAUACUGUUAAAAAUAAAACGACUAA
Molecule: messenger RNA, 5423 nt
Organism: Zeugodacus cucurbitae (melon fly)
Lineage: Eukaryota; Metazoa; Arthropoda; Insecta; Diptera; Tephritidae
Gene: mew
Product: integrin alpha-PS1
Exons: 11
Coding region: 318-3836 (1172 amino acids)
Biological process (GO): cell-matrix adhesion; cell adhesion mediated by integrin; cell-cell adhesion
Cellular component (GO): external side of plasma membrane; integrin complex
Molecular function (GO): integrin binding
Source: RefSeq, a predicted model, not a curated record